AUGCUUGGCAGUCAAUCUCAGUCUGACAACGAAGGGCACACAGUGGGAAAAAUCAGACGCCGGAAACGGCGAUGUCCGGAACAGCAAGUUCACCAAAGACAAGCAGCUAACCUCCGAGAACGUAAACGAAUGCAGUCCAUUAACGAUGCAUUCGAAGGUUUACGGACACACAUUCCAACUUUACCCUAUGAGAAGAGACUGUCCAAAGUGGACACCCUGCGUCUGGCUAUUGGAUACAUUGGCUUUCUCACGGAACUUGUCCAAACUGACGUUCAUUCGAAAGAAAACAUCCAUCAUCAGCUCGGGGAACAACCCAGGAAAGUCAUAAUCCACUGUCAUCGAGGUAUUGUUGACGACACGGAAAGGUUUGGAUUACCUCCCCUGGCUGGACAUUCGCUCUCCUGGACCGACGAGAAAAAAACGUUACUCGGUCCAAAUAACACAAUGGUUGCAAAAAUAUGGACUCCAGAAGAUCCGCGACUCAAUAAAGCGGAAGCGGACUGUUCUAACAUAUUGGACUCAACACUGGAAGUGUAGCCACAGUUCGAGGGCUUUUAUAAUAUAUAUUUUAAAGAAAUUGUGAUUUUUUUCUCCAAGAAAAUAACUUAUACUGUCAGUGUGACAAGUUCUGGUGUGAAAGAACUGAAUCGUGAAGAGAGAAUUGGUCGGGUUUUUUUCUGCAGAGAUUCUGACAUUUCCAGAAACCGGGAGUGAGAAAUAAGCAGGUGCUGUUGAUGGGGGUUUGGACUCAAUACGGAUCAAUCUCCACCUUCGAUUUUCUUCCAACUUUCAUGCCACACACAAACUGCAUUAUACAGAGAAGUGUGUAAACAUCUCUCAGUCUUGUACAAUGUCAUAAUUUAUUUUCCUAGAGUGAAUGUUAACAAAAUACAAACCUUGAUUCCGUUCUUUUAUUUGUCUAUGCUACUACAGCAUCAUAAAUAAUUCUUUGAUAUUCUUUAAUUCUCUGUGUGCAGAGUAAAUCGCACAUGUUAUGUUCGUCAUCCUCUGUAAUAUAAGUUGUUCAUUUUGUAAAAACUGAAACAUCUUGGAUUGUUCGAUUGGUAAAAUUACGAUUGUCACCGCAGAUACGUGCAAACCUUAACACUUUUGUUGGCUCUCACGUUUCGGAUACAAAAGAAAAACAAUUCACUUAAUACGAUGUAAGUGGUCCCACAAAUAUACCGUCACACCUUGAAAAUAUAUAACAUAGAAGAUGGUGAAAUUUUUCAUAUAAUUCUUGGGGAAAAUGUAUUGAAACAAACUUAAAACUUUUAUAAGUGGUAAAGAUGUAUUCUGAUCAAGGCAAAAUUCUCAUGUAGUUGGUUUGUCAACUUAUAAACCUGUUUUCCUAUAAUAAUAAACGCGUUUCAGUGCUUUAGUAUAUAUUCACUCACUGAGAUACAAUUGACCAUUAUUCACUCACUGAGAUACAAUUGAUCAUUGUUCACUCGCUGAGGAAACAAUUGAUCAUUGUUCACUUACAGAGAUACAAUUGAUCAUAUCAGUUUUUUCACUGCAUGCUGUUAUUACAUGCUACUUUAUUUAGUAUAUAUGUGUUUCUAUGAAUAUGGGGUUCUAUUCGGAUUUCUUUUUUAGAUCCAUCCAGGUUAAAGAGAGCCACUUUUUACAUUUGAGAUGUGAUAAAUAAUUCAAUAUUUUAUGUUCCUAAACGUUUUUUGUUUGUUUUAUACAUGUGUGGUGCUAAGGGAGCUAGCUUUAGUGGAAAUUUACUGCUUUCGUUUUUUUUUCUUUAAGCUCAAUGCAAAUCGUCGCUUUUCAUCACAUUAUUUAACAUAUAUGAUUUUACAUUAUAAUUUUGUGGGUAUUAUUGCUUUCAUUUAAGGUAUUUCAUUUUUCGUGUAAUAUUUUGUGC
This is a messenger RNA of Liolophura sinensis, 1876 nucleotides long. RefSeq names its product pancreas transcription factor 1 subunit alpha-like. Gene Ontology annotation, biological process: developmental process; regulation of transcription by RNA polymerase II. The record is from RefSeq and is a predicted model, not a curated record. Bases 1 to 537 code for a protein of 178 amino acids. NCBI's taxonomy places the organism in Eukaryota, Metazoa, Mollusca, Polyplacophora, Chitonida, Chitonidae. Gene Ontology annotation, molecular function: DNA-binding transcription factor activity, RNA polymerase II-specific; RNA polymerase II transcription regulatory region sequence-specific DNA binding; protein dimerization activity. The transcript has 3 exons.